Coregonus clupeaformis (lake whitefish) is the source of this 885-nucleotide messenger RNA. RefSeq lists its product as uncharacterized. Bases 392 to 850 code for a protein of 152 amino acids. NCBI's taxonomy places the organism in Eukaryota, Metazoa, Chordata, Actinopteri, Salmoniformes, Salmonidae. The transcript is spliced from 2 exons. The record is from RefSeq and is a predicted model, not a curated record.
ACAUGGGGACACACACACUAACCCGUUCUGACAUGCAGACAUCCACACUACUUAUGCAGACACGCAGCAGGAUGUUACGUACACAUGGGGACACACCCAUCUACAGUCAAUAAAAACAUUAAAAAGAGAGACGUGUGAGCUGAGGAAGUUAUUUUCCACCCAUCUGGAACAAAGUUCAGUUACAACGACACACAAAGAGACACACUGCAGCAGACAUUACGGAUCCAUAACCAGCUCCAAGACUUCUAAAGGAUGAAGAACCUUAGAGUUCCCCUCCUCUCUCUCUCCAUCUGCCUGUUGCUGGGCAACCUGGGGGUGAGUGGCUACAGUAAAGACACACCCUGCCAACGGUCCCGAUGCAAUAACUGUCAUGAUAAGUUCCUAAACCGGCAUGUGCGUCCAGAUACACCCGAUAACAACCGACCGCAACGUGUGGGAGAAGUACCUACGUGAAAACAGUGACUGCUCAAGACCCACGCAGUCCUUCCUCCAUCCCAAAGACCGGGAGAGGGUGGACGCGGUCUGCUCCAGCUCUGGGGGAAAGACGUACCGGGGGAACCUGUGCAUCAGCCAAAGUCCGUUCACAUUUCUAACAGUGAGGAGCGAGACUGGGACCUGUGGCGUGUCCAGCGUGCGGGAAGAGACCAAGCAUUUGAUCCUGGCAUGUGAGGUGCUGGAGAACAGGUGUGUGCCGGUGCACUUCGAGGGGAACCGCGAGGGGAGCAAGCCCGACAAUAACGCUGCAGGAUGUGGCAGCACGGAGAAAGGGAAGGGCUCAAGCUUCAAAGUAUCAGGAAUGUGGCUGGCAUCUUUAUUGAUACUCAUGUUUCUCUCACAACUCCUUUUCUGAACAGUUGGGGGGGGGGGGGGGCAUAUUAGUUUAAA